AUGAAUGAGCACUACAAGCAGCUUAUCAAAUUGCAGGCCUCUACGGCCACAGCCUCCACCGAGGCGGACAUCCAGAGGCUCAAGAAGGAAGCCCUCAAUGUCUACAUCGAGUGCACGAAGUCGGACCUAGCCCUCAACAACUUCGUGGUUCGUGCGAAGAGUGUCGCCAAGAGUGGUGGUGCCCCAGCUGCUGGGGCAGCAAAGGCUAAAGCCAAGCCAAAGGGUCCUGAUGAGAGCGAAUCUUCUGACGGAAACAUUUGCAGAAAUGUGCACCGACUGCUGAAGAGUCCUCGAUUUACGCUACAAGUGGAUAUCAAGCAUACAAUCAUCAGCAUCCGGCAUGCCCGAACGCGAAAGCUGCUGAACAUCCCUUGGCCUGUGAUACCAAUGUCCAGCUGGGUGCACUACAUCAUGCAGGAGCAGGGAGGGUCUCUACUUUUACAGGGGAACCACAUCUCCCAAAUUGGCAAGUGGAAGCACGACUUGAAAGAAUUCUGGGACUUCUAUGAAAAGGUGGACCCUUCCCACCCAACUUUCGAGCAGAAUCUGGAUAGGGAAUGCACCUUGCCUUUCUUUGUGCAUGGCGACGAGGGCAGAGGCCGCGGGAAACAACCUGUGAUGAUUCUCAGCUUCCAGGGGCUGUUCAGUCACUUUGGGAGGCAGAGGCUCAAUGAGAGCGGGUUGUCCAUGACGGCCAAAAACAUCACUUUCGAAUGGCAUGGCUCGGUUGCAAAGGAGACUGGGCAGAUCUACGCAGGAUAA
Messenger RNA from Symbiodinium pilosum, 762 nucleotides. The record is from the annotation of a GenBank genome assembly. NCBI's taxonomy places the organism in Eukaryota, Dinophyceae, Suessiales, Symbiodiniaceae.